Messenger RNA from Chironomus riparius, 2073 nucleotides. The record is from the annotation of a GenBank genome assembly. NCBI's taxonomy places the organism in Eukaryota, Metazoa, Arthropoda, Insecta, Diptera, Chironomidae.
AUGUCAACGAAAAUUCUUAUUUAUUUAACUGCAUUUCUUCAGUUGACCAGCUUCCUAUCAGCACAAAACUUUGAUAAAAUCAAUAUAAAGUUCUACAAUGGGUUAAGUUCAGAUAAUUAUACACAAUUUAGUAUGCAGAACCUCACACAGCUUCUACAUGAAAGUAAAUUUAGCUUUAAGAAGCCAACGACAUUUAUUGUUACUGGUUGGAUGAUGAGUCCGGAUGCUGAGACGACACUGCUACUUACUGAUGGAUAUUUGAAGUACCAAAAUUGUAACUUAAUUGCACUUGACUGGAGUGAAUAUUCAGUCGGUUUGUACACGCCAGUUAUGUAUCGAAUGAUUAGAAUUGCUCGAUCUGUUGGACGGCAUUUAGUAAAAUUAUUUCGAGAAGGUCUGAGUGAUAAGACAUUCCAUUGUGUGGGACAUAGUUUUGGUGCUCAUGCUUGCGGUAUCAUGGGACGUGAGAUUCAACAAUAUUCAAAUAAAAAAUUCAAAUUUGCAAGAAUCACAGGUCCAAACUUUUUCCCGCCAAUCAGUGAAGAACCGUUAAACACAAAAGAUGCAGCAUAUGUGGAUACUAUUCAUAGUGAUACCUUCUUUAUUGGAACGAAAAAUGCGAUUGGGCAUGUGUCGUUCUUUCCAAAUUAUAAUAUGGUGCAGCCUGGAUGUCCAGGAUUUAGUUUGAUAUCUUUUUAUGACUAUUGUAAUAACAUGUGCAGCCACUUCCACGCGAUUCGAUACUAUGCAGAAACAUUAAAUCCCAAAAAUUGCAAAGUAUUUCCAGCUAGACAAUGUUCAGAUUGGAAAUCCUACGACACCCACAAAUGUGAUGAGAAGCCAAUCAAUUACAUGGGAAUUGACUCAAAUCCAAAUGUUACAGGAACAUUUUAUGUUAAAAUCACAUCAAAAAGAUAUUUUGACGGAAAUGAAUUUUACAAUUGGCUCUUAGAUCGAAUCGUGUUCUUUAGUGCUACCGGAGCUGUAUUUAAUUUUAAUAAUUUUGACAGAUUAAAUGUGAAGUUUUAUCAUGGGUCCGACUCGAGAAUAUUCACACAGUAUCAUUUAUCAAACAUCACACAAGUUCUGACAAACAAAUAUUUCGAUCAUAGUCGUCCAACGACCCUAUACAUUUUUGGAUGGCUUCAAAAUCCAUUAGGUGAUACCACAAGACAGCUUAUAGAUGCUUAUGUACAGCGUGGAGAUUACAACUUCUUAGUGCUUGAUUGGAGCAACUAUAAUGUUGAUUUAUACACAAUUGUGAUGUUCAGAAUGUCGAAAAUGUCACGGGUAUUCGGAAGGAGUUUGACAAAAUUAUUUAAUAAAGGUUUGAGUGACCAGACAUUCCAUUGCGUUGGACAUAGUUUUGGUGCUCAUUCGUGUGGAAUUAUUGGCCGAGAAGUGCAGGAAGCAUCAAAGGGAAGAUUUAAGAUGGCAAGGAUCACAGGCCUCGACCCAGCGAAGUGGAAGUUCUUCCCAGCAGUCUAUGAGAAUCCACUUGGAAGAAAUGACGCAAAAUUCGUUGACACAAUUCAAACUGAUAAUUUCUUUGUCGGUGCAAUUGUUCCACUUGGUCAUGUCAGCUUCUAUCCAAAUAAUGCGGAAGUACAGCCAGGAUGUCCACCGUUGAGGACGAAUUCAUUUUACAACUUUAUUAGCUCAUGGUGCAGUCACUUCAACGCCAACCGAUACUGGACAGAGUCACUCAAAAGAAGCCAUACAUAUCCAGCACUUAAGUGCUCUAACUGGAAAGAUUUUAAAAGCGGCAUUUGCGGUCAUAAUCCAGUUAAUUUUAUGGGAUUAAGUGCAAGUGCCAAUAUUACAGGAGUAUUUUAUAUAGAAUUAAAAACCACUAAUGUCUUCAACCACGAUGAGUUGUAUUACUAUACGUUAGGUAGAAUUGGUGAGCGAUUUAUAGAUGUCGUUGUAAAUGAGCUUGGUCUCAGGUUUUGAACAUUGCCAGUUGAUCAUUUAUAAGAUGUAUAUUUGUUAGGAUAGCUAUGACUUUAGUAAAGUAAAAUAAUUAAAAGGUUGAGUAAAUUUUUGGAAUUUUGAUUGAAAAUAUCAAAUUUU